AUGGUGUCGAGGAAUAGGAUUGGAAACCAUUCGAUGAACCUGCUCGCCGCACUUGCGACAUACAGAGAAGAUGAUAGCACUAAUGAUCGCCCUAUUUUAUUUGUCUGCCAUAGCUUAGGCGGUCUUGUCUGUGAAGAUGCUCUGUCGAUAGCACAACAACGGCCUGAGAGGCAUCUUAAGCAAGUACUCCACUGCACGCGCGGGAUUGUAUUUCUCGGCACUCCGCACCAUGGCUCCGGUCUUGCACACUGGGCGGAAUGUCUAGCCAAGGCUAUCGGCAUUCUCAAGCAGACAAACACUGAAAUUUUGGUCGUCCUCAAGAACGAUUCUGAGGUACUGGAACCGGUUCAGAACGGCUUUCACACAAUGAUUCGGUCACGAGGUCAGGACGGGCUUUUGCCGAUCGAGAUUACGUGUUUCUAUGAAGAGUUACCCUUACCGGGCGUUGGUAUUGUCGUUCCGCCUCAGUCUGCCAUCCUGCCUGGUUACAUUCCCAUAGGGAUACGUAGCAAUCAUAUGGAUAUGACAAAGUUCGAAGGUGGAGAUGACCCUGGAUUUAUCGCCGUUGUUGGUGAGCUUCGUCGAUGGGUAAAGGAAUCAGUUCCGUCUGAGAGCAUCAGGCCGCCUCAAUUGAGAGCGAAGGGUUCAGAAAGAUGUACUGCCGGCGAGGAGGCGGGAAGAAGAACAACGGAAGGGCAAGCUUCGAACAUAUUUCAGGGCAGCUCUGGAAUUUAUGGUCCGACUACGAUCAGCGGCGGAUCACUGCUCCAGGAAAAUUACAUUGGACGAGAUAGUGGCCUCUUCUAA
Molecule: messenger RNA, 807 nt
Organism: Penicillium subrubescens
Lineage: Eukaryota; Fungi; Ascomycota; Eurotiomycetes; Eurotiales; Aspergillaceae
Exons: 4
Coding region: 1-807 (268 amino acids)
Source: RefSeq, a predicted model, not a curated record